AUGGUCUUUGGUACCGGAAUGAACGGAGCUGUUGUUAUGGCUAAGCAUCGUGACAGUGGGAGGGUGUGCGCAGUGAAGACGUUCUCUACGCUUGGUCUGGAUGCGGCUCGAUACCGACGGCUUUAUAACGAAGUUGACAUUUUCUUACGGAUGGACCAUCCCAACGUGUGUAAACUCCUUGAGGUCUACGAGGAUGAUGCCCACGUAUAUUUAGUGAUGGAAGCAUGCACAGGGAAGGACCUGUAUGAUCGUUUAGCAGUACAGAAGCGCUUCACAGAGGAGGAAGCAGCUGUGACGGCCAAGCAAAUGCUCGAAGCAGUACACUACUGUCACACCCACGGCGUAUGCCACAGGGACCUCAAGCUGGAGAAUUGGGUGUACUCUGAGCCCAGGUCGGACGCUCCUUUGCGGUUGAUCGAUUUCGGCAUAAGUCAAAUCGUUUCCACGUCAAAGGAGAAGAUGAGUGACACCCACGGAACUGUUUACUAUGUCGCUCCCGAGAUUCUCAUGGGCGACUAUGAUUUCCGUUGUGAUGUGUGGUCCAUCGGUGUAAUUGUUUACAUGCUACUAUCGGGUUCGCCUCCUUUCACUGGAGAAGACGCCCGUGAAACUGUCCGAAAUAUCUUCCAAGCCAGUCUGUGCUUCGACGGUCCUCGAUGGGAAGGUGUAUCCCCCUUAGCUAAGGAGUUCAUCUCUAGCUUGCUUCAGAAAAAUCCCAGCGAUCGUCCAAGCGCUUUGGAGGCAUCCAAGAGCGAAUGGAUCAGAACCUUCGUGACCAUCCAGGAACCCAAGUCGGACUUGAUAGACUCGGGCCUGCUGGAGAUCCUUUGCCAAUUCGCGAAGGAGAGCGACGUGAAGCGAGCGGCUCUCAGCCUCGUGGCCUUCAGUAUCAAUCCCAAGGUUGUCUGCGAUGCUCUAGCUGACGAGUUCCGUUCACUCGACUUUGACGAGUCUGGCACAAUACGUCUGGGGGAUCUCACCAAGGCUCUUACGGAGCGGCUCGGUUUAGAUGCUGUGGAAGCGGAAAAGAUCUUCCGAAAGCUCGACCAAACUGGCGACGAAGAAAUCCAUUAUUCGGAAUUCCUCGCAGCGUGUUUGCACAUCCCUUUCGUCAUGCGUGUAUUCGCUCUGAAUGAUGCCGAUACCAGUACUAUAGAGCCGAGGCUGGACACUGGACCUUCGCCGAGGAGUAUGACGAUUCUCACCUAA
Molecule: messenger RNA, 1209 nt
Organism: Perkinsus marinus ATCC 50983
Lineage: Eukaryota; Perkinsozoa; Perkinsida; Perkinsidae
Product: calcium-dependent protein kinase, putative
Exons: 8
Coding region: 1-1209 (402 amino acids)
Biological process (GO): peptidyl-serine phosphorylation; intracellular signal transduction; protein autophosphorylation
Cellular component (GO): nucleus; cytoplasm
Molecular function (GO): calcium ion binding; ATP binding; calcium/calmodulin-dependent protein kinase activity
Source: RefSeq, a predicted model, not a curated record